Tuber melanosporum (Perigord truffle) is the source of this 1577-nucleotide messenger RNA. RefSeq lists its product as uncharacterized. The record is from RefSeq and is a predicted model, not a curated record. Bases 147 to 1577 code for a protein of 476 amino acids. Gene Ontology annotation, cellular component: mitochondrion. Gene Ontology annotation, biological process: ubiquinone biosynthetic process. The transcript is spliced from 2 exons. Lineage: Eukaryota; Fungi; Ascomycota; Pezizomycetes; Pezizales; Tuberaceae.
CACGCACAAGGAAAUUUUCAACCAUGUCCGCCACAACUACAUUCUCGAAACUGCCAUUAUUCUCAAGACUACGGCAAGGUUUGCCUAAGCCACCUGGGAGCCGAUGUUUGAAUACGGUGGCUGGAAGACCAGAGCGGCCGCUCCAUAUGGCGGUGAUAGGAGCUGGGCCGGCCGGAUUUUACACAGCGUACCGGGUCCUGAGCAAGCUUGCCAAUGCGAAGGUAGACAUGUACGAGUCAUUACCAGUGCCGUACGGGCUUGUUAGGUUCGGCGUUGCACCAGAUCAUCCUGAAGUCAAGAACUGUCAAGACAAAUUCAACCAAGUAGCCCAAGACCCGCGCUUCACGUACAUCGGCAACACCCCGAUCGGCACAUCCUGGCCACACCCGCCGCACCGCAGCCUCCCGCUAGCCGUUUUAGGCCCGCACUACGACGCCCUCCUCCUCUCCUACGGUGCCUCCAAAGACCGCAAACUCGCCAUCCCCGGCGAGGACACGUUAGCGGGCGUGCACUCCGCCCGGGCGUUCGUCGGCUGGUACAACGGCCUCCCAGAGUAUCGACAUCUGAAACUGGACCUGCACCUGGCGGAGGAAGCGACGGUGAUCGGACAAGGCAAUGUUGCGCUGGACGUGGCGAGGAUGUUGCUCUCCCGACCGGGCGAUCUGGGAACGACGGAUAUCACCGAGUAUGCUAUUGAGGAGCUGAGAAGGAGCAGGGUUAGGCGGGUGAGAGUUGUGGGCAGGAGGGGACUAUUGCAGGCGGCGUUUACCGUGAAGGAGCUGAGGGAGCUGUUAUCUCUGCAGGGAGUCGGGUUUCACCCCGUGCAUGCCCCGCUACUUCCCGAGGAUCCGGGUUCUUUCCCGAGAGCGCAGAAGCGCAUCAUGCAGGUUCUACAGAAAGGCCCGAAGACAAAGCUGACUGACGCGGAGAAGUUGUGGGAGCUAUGCUUCCUACGCUCGCCAAAGGCGUUUAUCCCAUCAGCGAGCGGCUCAGCUCGCAUUGGAGCGAUAGAGUUCGAAAAGAAUAGACUAGAGGAACCGAUGUUCUCGCCCAAUUCCAGCGCUAUCGGCACGGGCGAGACGGAAAUGCUCCCCACCAAUCUGGCAUUCAGGAGCAUCGGCUAUCUGAGCGAACGAAUCCCCGGGUUCGAAGACCUCGGCAUCCCCUUCAACGAGAAGCGUGGGUUAGUCCCCAAUGAGGAUGGCCGCGUCGUUAAACCCCUUGACCCAAAAGCUGGGGAUCCGGUCAUCCCCGUACCCGGAAUCUACGCCAGCGGAUGGGUCAAACGCGGGCCUACGGGUGUCAUUGCUAGCACCAUGUACGACGCCUUUGACACCGGCGAUAGGAUCGUCAGUGACUGGACGGGUGGGGAAGUGGAGUUUAUGAGGUUCGGUGGGGAAGAGAAGAAGUUUGGCUGGGAAGCUGUUAGGCAUGAAGUUUCAAGUCGGGGGAUGAAGUCCAUAAGCUGGGCACAAUGGAUGAAGAUUGACGAGGCGGAGAAGGAGCGUGGGAAGAGGUUUGGGAAGGAGAGAGAGAAGUUUACGAGUGAGGAGGAGAUGCUUGCCGUUUUGGAGUAA